Molecule: messenger RNA, 3241 nt
Organism: Plodia interpunctella (Indianmeal moth)
Lineage: Eukaryota; Metazoa; Arthropoda; Insecta; Lepidoptera; Pyralidae
Gene: Srrm1
Product: Serine-arginine repetitive matrix 1
Exons: 14
Coding region: 302-3085 (927 amino acids)
Biological process (GO): mRNA processing; regulation of mRNA splicing, via spliceosome
Cellular component (GO): spliceosomal complex
Molecular function (GO): RNA binding
Source: RefSeq, a predicted model, not a curated record
CGCACCCCCCGCGUACGCACUCUAGACUCUAGCACGCACGCACGCCAAAUUUUCAAUAUGGAGGUUCAUCGAAGAUUAGCGUUAUAAUUUGUAAAUGCUUGAAUUUUUGUGUUUUGAGCUUAAUAUGUUAUAUUUUACUAGUCGUGAUAUAGGAAAAAGUGAAUUUUAAGGUUUAUAGCCUUUAUUUAUUAAUCUGGUGUAGUCACCUGAUCAACGGCGUUUUACGCUUGGCGAGCUUUUGACGCCACCCACACCAUUUUAUCCUUUCAUUUAUUGAUUUUCUCUUCCUUUUACAUCCAAGAUGAUGAUGUACACGGGAACCAGUACUGAGCAGGAUACCCGCUUCAGUGAUAAGGAGAAAAAGCUGAUGAAGCAAAUGAAGUUUGGAGAUUGUUUGACUCAACAGGUGGACAUGUCCAAAGUAAAGUUGGAUGUGCUGAAGCCUUGGAUCACUCAGAAGAUUACAGAAAUACUAAAGAUGGAAGAUGACGUAGUCAUUGACUAUGUCAACAACCAAUUGGAAGAAAAGUUCCCAUGCCCAAAGAAAAUGCAGAUCAACUUGACUGGAUUUCUGAACGGCAAGAACGCACGCCUGUUCAUGGGCGAGCUGUGGGAGCUGCUGCUGAGCGCGCAGGCCAGUGAGAACGGGAUCCCGGAGUCCUUCACGCAGCAGAAGAAAGAGGAGAUUAAGAAGCGAAUGGAAGAGCAGAAGGACAAGGAGAAAGACCGCCGGCGGUCGCGCUCGCGCUCGCGCAGACGCUCGCGCGAGCGCCGCCGCUCCAGGGACCGCUCCGGGGACAGGAAGCAUCGCAACGGCGGCAGUCCGCGGCGCUCGCGGCGUCGCAGCCGAGACAAGAGCAGCCCCGCGAAGGCGCACGUUGAUGACAUCAAGUUACCUGAACCUAAAGAAAAUGGCAAGUCUCCUGAAAAGAAGCUAGAUGACGAAGUAAAAGAAGAGGUGAACCAUAACACUACAACAGAGUCUAAUAAGGAGGAAGAAAAGGGACCGGAGGAGAACACUGACAUAGAAGAAAAAGAUAGGCCGAAGUCCAGAUCUGUAUCCCCUGAAAAGUCCAGCAAUGAGAAGACUAAAGAAGACAAGCCUGUAGAAAAACGGCGGUCAUCCAGUGAAAGACGGUCUUCAUCUGCCUCAUCACGCGGGAGCGCUAAGAAGAGGACGUCGUCGCACAAGAAGCGCCAAUACCGCUCCAACCGCGACUCGUCCACCAGUGUCAGUCCUAGGCGCAGCUCUCGCAGGGAAAGGAGCAAGUCCCGUCGUCGCAGCAGCCGCCGCUGGUCUGUGGACCGCCGCGAGCGCGAGCGAGAGAGGGAGCGCGAACGCGAGAGGGAGCGAGACAGGGAGAAAGAGCGACGGAGAAGGGAGAGGGAGCGGCGCGAGAGGUCGCGCGAACGUCGCCGAUCGCUCGAAAGACGCAGACGUUCGCGGUCUCGCUCUCGACGACGUUCGAGGGACAGGUCCCGCGAGCGCGUGCGGCGCUCCCGCUCGCGGCGACGCUCGCGCUCGCGCCGGCGCUCGGGCCGGCUGUCGCGCGAGCGCCGCUUGUCCCGCGACCGCCGCUCCAGGUCCAGGGAUAGGAGAUCCAAAGACAGAGGAAAGGAUACAAGAUCGCGUGAUAGAAAAUCACGUGAGAAGAGAUCUAGCGACAUCAUCAAAGAACGUUUAGAGAAAUCGGUUUCCAUACCCAGGAAAGAAAACUUGGAAAAACUUAAGAAAAAAUCGGUUGACGUUGAACGUGUUUCCGUAUCACGGGAAAUUUCGAAAGAUCGCGUGAUUUCCAGUACCAGUAGGGAAUCUUCUGCCGCGCGCGACAAAUCAGCAUCACAAAAUGAAAGCAAAGCCAAGGCAUCUCAUUCAUCUGACGAAGAGGAAAAGGACGAUUUCAUAACAAUCCCAACUUUACGUGAGUAUUCAAAGAGUCUUUCACGUACACCAUCACCAUUCCUUAGAAAACAUGAGAUUGAGAAUAACAAAAAGUCGGAAAGAUCGGGCGAUGAUGGUUCUGGAAAAGGUCAUGUUGAAGAAAAUAAACCUAAAGAAAAAGAUCCUAAAAAAGGAAAACGUAAACAUCACUCCGAUUCUGAGAGCGAAAGCGAAAGUGAAGAAGUUGCUAAAUCUAAGAGCAAAGCAAAACUUAAGCGUAAAGAGAAAGCUACUUCAAAGAGAAGUAAGAAGCUCAAAAAAGAAAGCUCUUCCAGUGAAAGUGAUUCUGAGGAGUCCUCCUCGAGCGACACUGAGGAAGAAAGAAAAAAGAAAAGUAAAAAGACUUCAAAGAAGAAGCUGGCCAAGAAAUCUAGAAAGAAGAGAGCUCGUUCAUCAAGCUCUGAGUCCAGUUCAGAGGAAGAAGUCAAACACAAAACUUCCAAGUCUAAACAAAAGAACAUUCCAGAAGAAUCGGAUAACGAUAAAAAGUCCAAAAAACGAAAAGACGCUGAAAGCAUGGAACGUUCAAGAUUGGAAAAAUCUGACACAAAGCUGUCAAAAUCUAAAAAAGUUGAGUCUGAAGAUUCACACGACGAAAGUUCGGAAAGUGAUGAAAAAUCCAAAAAGAAAGUUGGUAAACGAGAUACUAGUUCUGAAAUGGAUAUCAAACGUAGCAAGAAAGCAGAACUAUCUAAAGAAAAAUUGAUUUCACCUGAGACAGGGAAGGCAAAAAAGGGAGAAGAGAAAUUGGCAAAAGCCAAACAUAUCGAGGAAGUCAAAACAAAGACGCGAGAUGAAAGUGAAAAGAGAGGAAAGAAACGCGAAAAAGAAGAGUCUUCAUCUGAUAGUGAUCAAGUAACUAAAAAGAAAUCUAAGAAGAAGGUUUCUGAAUCUGAAUCAGAGUCGGACAGUGACGAGCCUAAGAAAUCUAAAAAGAACAAGAAACACAAAAAGCAUUCGAAAAAGCAUAAGAAACAUAAAAAACAUAAGAAGUCUUCGAAAAAGAAAGAUGAUUCCUCCGACAGUGACGAAGCCGAAGAAGAGGAAGAGGGCAAGGUAAACAAUGAGGACUUGGAGAAAAAAUUACGCGAAAGAGCGUUGAAAUCCAUGAAGAAACAGACUAGUGCAUCUGGUUCGGAUUAGCGUUAUGAUUUUAUUUGACACCACUUUGCAGAGUCGUGUAGUUAUGUACUAGAACUUAACGUUUUAAUUUUUAAAUAUUUUCAAUACAAUAUUGAUGUAUGAAAUAAGAUAACGUGUAUGUCAUAUUGUUAGAAAUAAAGUUUUAAAAAUAUAUAA